CCUCCCCUUAGGGCACCUCUGUACCGCCCGCGCCUGGGCUGCGGGAACCCGAGCUGGAGUCCCCGGUCCCAGGGCUCGGGGGCGGGGCGGGGGGAGGGGCUGGAGAAGACCCCUCCCCCGCCGCUGGGGAGCCCCCACUGCGCCAAAGCCAGGAGCGACCCCCGCACCCUCCAACACCCGGCCCCAGUUUUCUGCAGUACCUGGGGGUGCCUUGGAACACAGUUUGGGAACUGCAGUCAUAAAAAGGUUCUGGAGAUGCUCUGAGGUCAUGGAUGCCCAGCAAGCCGCCUGGCGCACAGAGGGGAACAUGUCCCAGGCACCCAGUGAUUCCAGGAGGGUGACAAGAGACCCGUGGGGCAGCCUCACACCUGCCGAUGGGCAGCCUGAGGAAAGCCAUGCCAGGCAGCCCACACGCUCACGAGCAAAAGUAAACCAUGGCUGUGGCUGGAGAAGCACCCCCGAUGGCCACGUGUUCACGACUUGACCCCCGCCUGCGGAGCCUCGUGUCUGAACCAGCUGAUGGAGCCUCUUAUAGUCUGGGUUCCAAGAGGUGGGGCCUGGUGGGCCUUAUAGUCAUAUGAAGGGGAUAGUGAGACCCUGGCCCCUCCUCCCUCUCCCUCCACGCCUCCCCCUCUUCCUUUUCAGGAACCAUGAGGUAAGCAGCGUAUUCCAGCACACAUUAUGCUGCUUUGUCAUAGUCCCAGGCAACAGGGCCAACUAUGGGUUGAAAUCUCCCAAACUGUGGCCAAAAUAAACCUUUCCUCUUUUAAGUGGAUUAUCUCAGGUAUUUUGGUACAAUAAUAGAAAGGUAAUUCAGAGAUUAUUUUGUUUGAAAGUGUGGAGUUUUGGAGAGGUUUGUUAUACAGUGUUCUAAUUCUGUUUUGUUUUUAUGGGGGGUGGGUGGGUACCAGAGAUUGAAUUCAGGGGCACUUCGCCAUUGAGCCACAUCCCCAGCCCUAUUUUGUAUUUUAUUUAGAGACAGGGCCUCACUGAGGUGCUUAGCGCCUCAUUUUUGCUGAGGCUGGCUUUGAACUCUUGAUCCUCCUGUCUCAGCCUCCCAAGCCACUGGGAUUACCGGUAUGUGUCACCGCACCAACAUACAGUGUUCUUGUAACAAUCCAGCUUCACUAUCUGUGGCAAACUCAGAGUCUCUGAGCUCAGCUCUGAUUGGAUCGUUUGGUUACCAACUCAGACACACAGCUCUUCAAAUACAAGCCACCCAAGAACCCAGGGUCUGCCUCCUGACCAAUCCGUGGGGGCCACCUGUGUGCAGCACCCACCUCUGCUCCAGGCAAUUGUCCCAUGACUACAGGGCCACAGGAAACGAAGCCUGGGGACCUACCUGGAGGGGCUCAUGUCUAGUCCCUGUGUUCAGAAGGGGUGUGAGCGGGGCCGGCGAGAGUUUCUCAGAUCUUCAGUUCUGAAGAGUGACAGCUGAACCAGAAUAGAAUUGGCACAUAGCAUCUUGUCUGCAUGUGGCAAUGAGAUGCACUCAGGCUGUAAAUCCUAGAGUACAAGGAACCUGAGGCUCCUUACAACUCAGGUUAGUAGUUAUUUAGAGACGUUUUGCCUGAAGAGGGAAAGGAUAAAGCCCAGCUGUGAACAGAAAGUCUGAUGGAGCCCGGGUUGGAUCCCAGGCACCAGGGCCCCCAGUACAGCACCCAUUUUUCUGCCUGGUAGUUCUGAUGCUUGGAAGGAGCCCAGGUGCACCUCUGGCCCACAGAGGCACUUCUCAAGUCUCCCUGGUUUCCUGGUUCAGGCUGCUGCUUGCUGAUGGCGUCCUUGAAAGAACUCUCAGCCUUCUCCGGCUGGGUCCCAGCCUGUGCCCCAUGUCCCCUACCCACUGUUAGCUUUGUCUUCUGGGGCCACAAUAAAUUCAUUUAUGAACACUUCCUAUAAUUUUUACUUCUAUGAAUUCAAUUGAGUUCUAUUUCAAAAAAGUUUUAAUAGCAUCUUUUUCUGUGUUUUUGAUUCUUUCUUGUGUGCCUUUCAUUCUUCUCAGAAUAUUUUUUUUGAUCUCCUUCAUCUGCAGGGGGAAGAGGCACUGGAUCCGGCGGUAGAUGGGGUCCGCUGACUCUGGUCCACUGUGGGUUCUGUCAUCCGAAGGCAGCUUUAUUUGGGGGUUCUUGUGUCACCGGGGUUGAGGGAAAGUCCUUCCAACUCGUAUCGAAUUUGUUUUGUCCCUCACCCCAGGGGAUCUGGGUGACAGACAGAACACAGCUAUCUGGGAUGACUGUGUCAAUCCUCAGGGUUCCUGGCUCACAUGGAUAGAAUGAAUUUUUUAAGACCCUACAUCAAAGUAGGUCUGAUUUCUUUCCAUGAUAACAUUAGCUUGAUUAUUGUUUGUUUCAAUCUGCUAGAAUAUCAGCUCCAGGAAAGCAGAGACUUUGUCCCUCUGGUGUUGGGCUAGUGCCUAGAGCAGAACUUGGCACAGAGUGGAUACUCAUUGCAAGAUGAUUGCUGUAGCACCAGACAUCACGUCUACAUUUAAGGUAAAAGGAAGGGGGAGAAAGUAAAUGCAAAGGGGAAAACAUCAGAAACACUUUCCCUUUCGUUAGAAAGGUAGAAGGGUUUUCCUAAGGUCUAAUGACAAAUUUCUGCUUUGGUCUCAUUUGUUAGGAAUGGGUUUUGCAGGCAUCUUAGAAGUAAGGGAAUUUGGGACGUGAACAUCUUCCUUUAUCUAGACUCAAUGGAUAAGUGAAAAAGGGAGGGAGGGUCUGGACCACAGGUGGGAUACCUCCCCCCCCCCCCCCCCGCAUAUACUUCGCAUAUAAAGCACAAAACAAGCCCUGGGCAAGAGCACCUAUUUCACCUAUUUCAAAAUGACUGUUAUUGUUAUGCUUUAAAGCUUCACAGUCCCUGUCAUCCCGCUGGCUUCUGGAACCAGCAGGCACGGAGGCACUCAUGCCCCGGUGGUCCCCUCCCUUCAUAUUCGGUUUGUGCAAAGUACUCAAGCCCUUUAAAAAAAAAAAAAAAAAAAAAAAACACUACACUUUCCCAUGUGAACUGCUUCCUGCUCCCAUUUAUUCCAUCUUGAGUGACUUGGCCACCCUGCUGCCAGCUGAAGGAGGUUGGGGACUCUAUGAGUCACAAGUCCCUCAGGCCCACAGCCGGAUCAUCAUCAAGGUCUUCUCAAGGAGAUGAAGGCAGCUGGAGAGCCAACCCCGGACCUCGGGCAGACCCUGGAAUGGCUGAGACGGGAGCUGGUGAGGCUUUGCGUGACUUUCCCCCUGACACCCGCACCCCACAUUUUCAAGGUUUCCCGUCCCUCCUCUCAGGUGCCCCAUUGGACAGGGCAGAGGCUGCAGGCAUCCCUGUGGGGACCAGCCACCCGGUGCAUGAUCGCAGUUUCCGGCCAGGGUGGCCUACCAGCUCAGGACUUCUCUGCAGGGCUGACUCAGAAACUGUACCUUGGAAGAGAGAGAAAGGGGGGGAAAUCUCUCUCUCCAGGAAACAUCUCCUGUGUCUCAUUUCCAGUGGAGGGAGUAGCUGGAGCCAGCAGAGGGGACUGCAGUUUCUCACAUCCACAGGCGCUGGGCCUCCCGGGGUCCCCCAGGUCCGAGAUGCAGAUCCAAGACCAGCAGCUUCUGCUCACGCUGAGACAUCUUCACGGGGUCCUGGAGGAGCUGCGAGCCGAGAGCGCCCGAUGGGAGGAGGCGCGGUGCAGCGCCGGGACCAGCCCUGCUAGAGCCCGGGCGGGCUCUGAAGGCCGGGGCUGCCAGCCGGUCUCCUUGCGGGGGCUGGCCCAGCUCCUCCGAGGGGAAGAGAGCAGGCGAAGCUCCCUUCCGUAACUGGGCAGAAAAGGCACUGGCCUUAGGCCCUCCUGCCGCUGGUGUGGACUUUGGCUGUGAUGUAUGGGAGGGAGCUCUGGAGGGGAGCCCGGGAGCCUGGA
Messenger RNA from Marmota monax (woodchuck), 3892 nucleotides. RefSeq names its product chromosome unknown C20orf202 homolog (gene CUNH20orf202). Lineage: Eukaryota; Metazoa; Chordata; Mammalia; Rodentia; Sciuridae. The transcript has 7 exons. The record is from RefSeq and is a predicted model, not a curated record. The coding region runs from base 3141 to 3791 and encodes 216 amino acids.